Iphiclides podalirius (scarce swallowtail) is the source of this 2487-nucleotide messenger RNA. Lineage: Eukaryota; Metazoa; Arthropoda; Insecta; Lepidoptera; Papilionidae. The record is from the annotation of a GenBank genome assembly.
AUGUCCAACGUUGGUUAUGAUCUCGACACAUCGGGCGGUCUAAUGCCGCUAAUACGGGCACUUAUUAAGCCACCUGAUGAAGAUUUGAACGCACAAAAGCCGAAAAAGCCUCAGCACCCCUAUUAUAAGAGACCUGGGAAAGGGCAUAACCACGAUUCAUGCGACGCGUGUGGCGAAGGAGGAGAUUUAAUUUGCUGUGACCGUUGCCCGGCCAGCUUUCAUCUGGGCUGCUAUGAUCCCCCAUUGGAGGAAAGCGAUAUCCCUGCGGGGCUUUGGUUGUGUCGAGAAUGUCGUGCUGCCGACGAGCGGCAGCCGUCAUCCCGUAGCUCCCGCGCACAGUCUCCUGCAGACAAGUCUGACACCGAGAAGAAAACUAGGUUGCUGCGAAAUAGUCGUGCCAAUUCGUCCACAAAGAAGAAGGGAAAAGAAGAUGGUAAAGAGACCGAAGAGGAGGAAGAGAAGAAGGAAUUAACUCCAAUGGAGAUCCUUGUAAAAGCGGCUAAAGUUAUGAACCCCAAGCAAUUUGAGUUGCCUCGCGAGAUGAGAAUUCCUUGUAUAUUUCCCGGAACUGAAAAGGAGGGCAGCAAGAACGGCGGGCCGUCGGUGGUGAGCGUGGACGCGUGGGGCUGCGUGCCGCUGCCCGCGAAAUCCUGCUACGUGUGCAGAGGCACCUGCAAGGCGGCGCCGCUGCUGCAGUGCGACUACUGCCCGCUGCUCUUCCACCAGGAUUGUUUGGAUCCUCCGCUAACUGCCUUGCCUACCGGACGCUGGAUGUGCCCCAACCAUGUUGAGCAAUAUAUUGACUGGAAGCUGGUGAACUCGAUAUCGGCGACGGAGCGCGUGGCGCUGUGGGACAAGUUCUCGGCCCCGGUGGACCAGCACGCCAUCAAGAUCGACUUCAUCAGGCGCGCUAGGAGGCCGCGCCCCGCCUUCCGGGCAACUGACACCAAACGAAACGCCAAAACGUUAUACUUCCGCCUCACGCCAUUCUUCUGUGAGGUAGUGGUACCAUGGACCCGUUUGCCCACUCGUGUGACAACAGAAGCGGAGUGCGAGGUGGGCAGGUGGGCAGGUGGGCAGGUGGUGAGUUGGUGGUGGUGCGGUGAGGUGGUGACGUGGCGUUCGCGUUGCAGGCUCAGAGCGGGGGGGCUGCGCGGGCGCGUGGCGGUGCCGGCCAUGGUGCGGCUGCACUACCGCCGCCCGCCGCCGCUGCUGCCCAGCCGAAGGGAGCACGUGCGCUGCGCCGCAGUGCUGAGCAAGCUGAAGGCGGGCGGCGCCUACUCGGAGUCGGAGGAGGAGCGGGAGGAGAAGCAGCAGAUCUGCAUGAACAGCGCGUGCCCGCAGUACUCCGGCGAGGGCCCGUGCCCCCUCCGUGGCGCCAGCGAGGGCGACGCCGCUCAAGACCUGGACGCCAUCGCCCGGCCCGAGGAGGAGGCGAGCGACUCGUCGAGCGGCAUGUCCUGGUCGGGGCUGGAGCGCGUGCGCGGGCGGGCGAAGCGGCGGCGGCUGGGCGGCGGCGCGUCGGAGGGCGAGCGGCUGCGGCUCAAGGGCGACGAGGGGGUGGACGAGCUGCUCGCCGCCGUCGAGCAGCAGCUGCACAAGCUCGACGAGCGGCUCGUCAAGCUGCUCGCCUGGCAGCAGCUGCAACAGAUCGCGUGUGGUGAGGCGCGCUCAGGCCGCUGGCGCGGGCGCGGCUGCUGCGAGGGCGAGGCGACAGCGGCGGCGCGGCUGCUGCGCGGCGUGGACCGCGCGCGCCUGGCCCGGCUCGGCGUGCGGCGCGCCGCGCUGCCCUCCGAGCUGCUGCCGCGCGCCGACCGCGACCGCAUCGCGCGCCUCGUCUGGGGCGCCCCGCCCCCGCCGCCGCCGCCGCCCGCGCCCGACGCCGCGCGCCGCCCCCGCGCGCCGCCCCUGCCGCACGUGCCCGUGCGCGCCACGCUCUGCCCCGUCAAGCCCGACAGGCGCGGCGGCGACGCAUCGAUGGGGCGCGCGGUGCCGAUGCGGCUGUCGACGCUCAGCGUGGGCGCCGAGGGCUGCGACCUGCCGCUGCCGCCCCACUGCCGCCACGCCUCCAGCCUGCACGCCAUCAUCUUCUGCGACGAGGUGACGGGCCACUUCGAGCUGAUCAACUACUCGGAGUGGGGCAGCCGGGUGAACGGGGUGCUGUACACGUGCGACGCUUCGCCCCGCGAGGAAGGCGCCCCCGGCGGGGCGGAGGGCGGCGGGGGCGGAGAGCAGCAACAGGAGGCGGAGGCGAGGGCCGCCGCGCUCAGGGAGCUCGUGCGGAGGCGCCAGCCGAAGCCCUUCAGGGCCAACGGCGCUCUGACGGCGCGGCCGGCGUGGGCGGCCGAGGAGGAGUGCGGCUGCGCGGAGGGCGGCGCCUCCGCCCCCGGCGCCUGGGAGGGCUCAGCGCUGCUCUCGCACGGGGCGCUGCUGCAGUUCGGCUGCUGCCUCUACGUCUUCAGCAUCGCCAGCCCGCACCGCGACGCC